CUGGAGAGUCAGGAGGCUGAGGACUAGAAAAGAGAGUGAGUAAUCCUCAAUGACAUCAGGAACCCAAAGAUGGCAAGCUGCCAGCCUGGACUGCCAGUAAUAGCCAGAACUGUGCUGUGGCUCUGAACCUAUAGCACAUCUUCCCCUACCCCAUGAGAAGUGGUGGUGGAGAUCCAGAAUGCCUUGGUAAGUGGAAGUCCUGACACUUCAAGACAUGGAGUCAUCUUUCUCAUUUGGAGUGAUCCUUGCUGUCCUGACUGUCCUCAUCAUCGCUGUUAAUGCACUAGUGGUCGUGGCUAUGCUGUUAUCAAUCUACAAGAAUGAUGGUGUCGGUCUUUGCUUCACCUUGAACCUGGCGGUGGCUGACACCUUGAUUGGUGUGGCUAUCUCUGGCCUAGUCACAGACCAGCUCUCCAGUUCUGCUCAGAGCACACAGAAGACCUUGUGUAGCCUUCGGAUGGCAUUUGUCACUUCUUCCGCAGCUGCCUCUGUCCUUACGGUCAUGCUGAUUGCCUUUGACAGAUACCUUGCAAUUAAGCAGCCCCUCCGUUACUUCCAGAUCAUGAAUGGGCUUGUGGCUGGGGCCUGCAUUGCAGGACUGUGGUUGGUAUCUUACCUUAUUGGCUUCCUCCCACUUGGAGUCUCCAUAUUCCAGCAGACCACCUACCACGGGCCCUGUACCUUCUUUGCUGUGUUUCACCCAAGGUUUGUGCUGACCCUCUCCUGCGCUGGCUUCUUCCCAGCUGUCCUCCUCUUUGUCUUCUUCUACUGUGACAUGCUCAAGAUUGCCUCCAUGCACAGCCAGCAGAUCCGAAAGAUGGAGCAUGCAGGAGCCACGGCUGGAGCGUACCGGCACCCUCGGCCUAUCAACGACUUCAAAGCUGUCCGUACUGUGUCUAUUCUCAUUGGGAGCUUCACUCUGUCCUGGUCCCCCUUCCUCAUCACUAGCAUUGUGCAGGUGGCCUGCUCUAAGUGCUGCCUCUACCAAGUGCUGGAACAGUACCUGUGGCUGCUCGGUGUUGGCAACUCCCUGCUCAACCCACUCAUCUAUGCCUAUUGGCAGAAGGAAGUAAGGCAGCAGCUCUACCACAUGGCCUGGGGAGUGAAGAAAGCGUUCACUUCAUUCCUCCUCCUUCUCUCAGCUAGGAAUGGUGGUCCAGAGAAGCCCAGAGGAAGUUCCUGUCACAUCGUUACUAUCUCCCACCCAGAGCUUGAUGGCUAAGUUGGUAAGGAAGGAGUUUCAAAGCGUUUUUCCUAUUCCCACUCUGGAUUCCCAACUAAG
Nannospalax galili (Upper Galilee mountains blind mole rat) is the source of this 1282-nucleotide messenger RNA. It is a transcript of the gene Gpr119, whose product is annotated as G protein-coupled receptor 119. The record is from RefSeq and is a predicted model, not a curated record. The transcript has a single exon. Gene Ontology annotation, cellular component: membrane. Bases 215 to 1222 code for a protein of 335 amino acids. Gene Ontology annotation, biological process: regulation of metabolic process; adenylate cyclase-activating G protein-coupled receptor signaling pathway. Lineage: Eukaryota; Metazoa; Chordata; Mammalia; Rodentia; Spalacidae. Gene Ontology annotation, molecular function: phosphatidylcholine binding; G protein-coupled receptor activity.